Hydra vulgaris (swiftwater hydra) is the source of this 1757-nucleotide messenger RNA. RefSeq names its product sialin. The record is from RefSeq and is a predicted model, not a curated record. Lineage: Eukaryota; Metazoa; Cnidaria; Hydrozoa; Anthoathecata; Hydridae. Gene Ontology annotation, biological process: transmembrane transport; monoatomic anion transport. Gene Ontology annotation, molecular function: transmembrane transporter activity. Gene Ontology annotation, cellular component: membrane.
AACUUUGUUUCUUCAUAGUAGUUAACAUUUAAGUGUUUUGAUUUUUCUUGGACGAUAUGUCCAUUUACAUUCCAAAAAGAUAUGUGGUUGCUGUUUUGGGGCACUUUGCUAUCUUUAUCAUGUAUACAAUGCGAGUAAACUUGAGUGUUGCAUUGGUUGCUAUGGUUAAGACAUCAAAACUGCAUAAUAAAGUUUUAAAUAAAGAAUGUAAACAAGAUUUUUAUAAAAAUGAAACUAAGCAUCAUGAUGGAGAAUUUACAUGGUCUGAAAGUCAACAAGGAGUUAUUUUGUCAUCUUUCUUCUAUGGAUAUCUUCUCAUACAGUUUGCUGGGGGUGUGUUUGCAAACAAGUUUGGUGCAAAAUACGUUUUUGGAAUUGGUUUGUUUGUAACUUCAAUUCUAUCAUUGUUGACACCAGUUGCUGCAAGAACAAAUUUAUAUUUUCUUAUUUUUGUUAGAGCUUUAAGUGGUGUUUCACAGGGUGUUUCAUUUUCUUCUAUCCAUUAUUUAAUAUCUCAGUGGUCACCACCCAGCGACAGAACUAAAUUUCUUGGUUACACAUUUGGAGGAAUGUAUACAGGAACAAUAUUUUCUGUUGUGGUGUCAGGCAUGCUUAUAGCCUCUUUUGGCUGGCCUUCUGCAUUCUACUUUUUUGGUAUUUUGGGUCUUGUUUUGCUUCUUUUUUGGAUGAUUUUGGUAUUCAACAAUCCAGAUGAACAUCCAUACAUCAGUGAUAAUGAAAAAAGAUUCUUAGAAGAAAGCUUGCAAAAGUGCUCUUCUGACACUAAGAUUGCCAAGAUUCCUUAUUUUUCAAUGUUCACAUCAAUUCAUGUUUGGGCUAUUGUUGUUGCUCAUUUUACAAACAACUGGGUCUGGUAUUUUAUCCUUACAGACAUGCCAUCUUAUUUUAGAGACGUACUUGAUUUUGAUGUUAAACAAAAUGGUUUUUUUUCUGCUUUGCCAUUUAUUGCUGCAUUUGCUGGUUUCCAAAUUUCAACUUUGGUUAGCGAUUUUAUUCGUAAAAAAAGGUGUUCUACAGCUUGUACUCGCAGAAUAAUGUCGUUAACUGGAUCUUACCUAUCGGCAUUAUUUUUGAUAUUAGAAGGUUACUCCGGCUGCAGCCAUGUAGUUUGGUCUGUUGCUUGCAUGGUCUUGAUAAAUACAUUUCUCGGAGUGAAUAAUAGCAGUUUUUUAAUCAAUCAUUUGGAUAUAAGUCCGAGAUUUGGAGCUCUGCUUAUUGGCAUUUCAAAUACUGCUGGAACUUUGGCUGGUUGCAUCAGCCCUUUUGUCACAGGGGUGUUGAUUAAUAAAAAUCCAUCAUCCGCUCAAUAUAAGAAGGUUUUUCUCAUCUCAGCGGCGAUUUCCUUUAUUGGGGGAACAUUAUUUAGCAUAUUUGUUUCUGGCGAUGUGCAACCAUGGAAUAAUCUUUCCUCCAAAGAUCAUGAGAAAGAAUCAAAAAUGCUUCUAAAUAAAGACAGUAAAGUUUCUUAUUCAACGUGUAUUAAUGAAGUAGGCGAUUAAUGUUUUUUGCGUUGCAAGUCAAGUGGUACUUCUAUGCUUUGACUAGUGUUAAUAUCGAUAGCGUUUAUAUUUUUCAAUUUUUUAUUUUUUUUAUUUUUACUGUUACUAGUUUUACUAACCUGUGUUUUUUAAGAAUUUUUAACAUUUUGUAGCGCGUUUUUGUAGGAAUUUUUUGCAUUAAUGUCAUUAAUAGCAGUAUUUUAUAUUUAAACAUUUUUGUCAGUCAAUUUUAUUUUU